Messenger RNA from Adineta steineri, 1497 nucleotides. The record is from the annotation of a GenBank genome assembly. NCBI's taxonomy places the organism in Eukaryota, Metazoa, Rotifera, Eurotatoria, Adinetida, Adinetidae.
AUGACGCACAGUGUGAUUCGACGUUCCCCAAGCUCGGCAUCAUCUACAGUGGCUGAUCCAUCAACCGUAACAGUGCGUAUUGAAGGCGCAUCAGCAAGUGAUUUAAAUGUUCAAGAUGUUUUAACAACAUCUUCAUCUAAUGAUGAUGAUGAUGAUAAUAAUGAUUUAAAAUCUCGACGAAGAAAACAAACUUUAACAGAUCGUUUUAAUCAUCAUUCAUCAUCAAGUACUCGUCGUCGACAUACAUCAGCAGUUGGGCAUCAUCAUCAUCAUCACCAUCAUCAUCAUAAAAAUUCUCUUCAUCAAAAACAUCUAAGUCGUAUGAGUACUGAUUCUAAUUCAAUGCCCGUACCAUUUAAUCGACCAACAACAGCUGUUUCAUUACCUUUGAAAUCAUCGGCAUAUGAUAAUAAAUGGGAUAUUGAUUCACCAGAAACUUCAGUAACAUCUAUUCCACGACGAAAUCCAUCAUGUCCAUCAAUAUCUCCAAUAUUAAUACGUUCAAAACCAUCAGCACAAUCACCUGUUUCAUCAUCAUUUACUCCUCAACCAGCACCACCUGUAUUUACAACAACUUCCGAAUUUCUCCGAACAGAUUUCCGUCCACAAAUACGACGCGAUAAUAAAAAACGCCCACAAUCUCUAGUAGGACAAACAUUAGCUAUGGGCGAUCCAGCAUCACCAACAGUUCCACUUGUUGCUCUUACUGAUGAUAUUUUAUUAGGUUCAAUCCGUGCAUUACAAAAUGAAAGACAAUUAUGUAAAUUAUAUAUUGAAUAUAUUAUUGAUGCAUCGAAUAUGAGACCCGAUGAAUUAGCACGUAAAGCAAAUGUAGGUGCUCGUCUUCCAUGUCACUGUGGCCAUACACAUUCACGUUGCACAUUAACACUUGAAUUUGAUCAACCAUUUUUUACAUCUUCUUCUUCAUCAUCAUCAUCAUUAGAUUCAAAUCAAUUAAGUAACAGUAAAGUUCGAGAAUUAAGUCGAACACAAUUAGGGCAACUAUUUUCAGCUGUCAAUCGUUUUAUAUCGAGAGCACAACAAGAAGGAAAACGUGUACUUAUAUAUGGUUUUGAAUUAACACCUAAUUCACCAUUAGCUGUUAUUGCUAUACAAUAUUUAAUGUUAAGUAAUAAUCAAUUAACAUUAACUGAAGCAAUGCAUACAGUACAUCGUUUAUUUCCUAUAUUACCAAAGAAACAACAACAAUUUCCAACAAUGGAUAAACGAUUUCAAGAUUAUUUAAAACAAUUAGAUCGAAAAAUAAUGCCAAUAGAUUUUGGUACAAGUCAUGUAAGUGGUGAUAAUGUUAGCAGUGGUAGUAGUGUUAAUGAAGCUCGACAAUCACCACGAGAUAGAUCAACAGGAUCAUUAGAAGUAACAACAACAAGUACUACAUCUAUUACACCAUGGACAGCUAUUCCAAUGCCAAUUACGAAUGAUAAUACAAAUCAAUCUCAUCAAUUAUUUACAGCACGACCAGCUUGGGACAGUUAA